UCUGUUAGUCAGAGGGAGCAGAGGUCAUUUACCAGAGCACAUAUAAGGCAUAAGGACCAGGAAAAGGACACGUAUCUGCUGGGACAAGGACAGCUUGGAAAGGAGACCACAAGCUGCCUGGAGUGACCUGACCCUGUGCUGGCAAUGGCUUCUCAAACCGUGAUCACAGUCCAACCCCAGUUUUCAGCUGCCCAACAGCCGGGGGAGUGGCAGACAGGGCUGCUGGACUGCUGCUCCGACUGCGGCGUGUGUCUUUGUGGGAUAUUCUGCUUCCCCUGCCUGGACUGCCAAGUGGCUGGGGACAUGGACGAGUGCUGCCUGUGUGGCUCCAGCGUGGCCAUGAGGACCCUGUACCGCACCAAAUACAACAUCCCGGGCUCCAUCCUGGGAGACUUUUGCACUGUCCUCUGGUGCACCUCAUGUUCACUCUGCCAGCUGAAGAGAGACAUCAACCGGAGGAAGGCGCAGGGCAUAUUCUGAUGCUGUCAUCUUCAGUGCACCCUGUGGAGCCACUGCAGGCAGGAGAUGCUGCUGCCCUGGAUGUUGGGAAACGCACCGUGAGGAGUUUGCCUUCGCUGUGCCUGAUCCCCUCUUCCCUGGUAACGCCAGCAAUAAAAGCACUGCCUGUCUUCCUG
Corvus hawaiiensis (hawaiian crow) is the source of this 635-nucleotide messenger RNA. RefSeq names its product placenta-specific gene 8 protein-like. NCBI's taxonomy places the organism in Eukaryota, Metazoa, Chordata, Aves, Passeriformes, Corvidae. The coding region runs from base 145 to 480 and encodes 111 amino acids. The transcript is spliced from 5 exons. The record is from RefSeq and is a predicted model, not a curated record. Gene Ontology annotation, biological process: positive regulation of transcription by RNA polymerase II.